AUGUCUGAGGAAACCUCGGGCGGACGGACCGAGCGAGCCGAGCGGACUGACGGGCGGGCGAGCGAGCGAGCGAGUGCUGGCGCUCGGGCUGCGCGUGGCAGCCGGGCAGGCGCCAUGGCACUGACACGGGCCGGGCUGGGCCUGGAGCUGGACGCGGCCGGUGAGAUGCGCGCGGGGCGGACAGGCGGCCCUGGAGCGAAGCGAGCCUGGAGCUCGGGCUGCCCCGAGGCCGGCCCUGUCCUCCUCUUCCCUGUCAGAGAGCCGCCCUCACGCGGCGACUCGUGGGUCACUGUCGGGGGUGGCGGCGAAGCGGGGCCGCGAAUUCCUUUCCCCCACCGGGCGCGGCGGCAGCUCCUUGGGAUUGUCGAAGCGGAGCUUGUUGGGGCGACAGAGCCCUCCUUCGGCUGA
Podarcis lilfordi (Lilford's wall lizard) is the source of this 408-nucleotide messenger RNA. The record is from the annotation of a GenBank genome assembly. Lineage: Eukaryota; Metazoa; Chordata; Lepidosauria; Squamata; Lacertidae.